AUGGUGAAGAAGCGGACUGUCAAAUCUAAGCAAAGCAAAACUUAUAUUCCAAGCAGCCAAGAAUCAGAAGUAAUACAUAUAUAGACAUAUGCAGAUAGCUAUAAUAACGGGAUAAUCCAAGAGGAUUUAGAACAAAUAGACAAAUACAUUUACCAGGAAGAAAUGAACUUUUUUAAGCAGGAAUUCGAUAAAAGGGAAAUAGAGAAAACUAGUGUCCCUGAAGAUUCUAUACCUAUAUGUGCUGAUGUAAGGAAUUAUGAUUUUCUGCAGCUUGCAAAAAUUCAUCAAGAAGUCAAAGGGAAAUUAUUUGAUGUUAUCAUGAUGGACCCACCUUGGCAGCUAUCAGGAGCAAAUCCUACCAGAGGGGUAACUAUUUCAUAUGAAUCUUUACCUGAUCCAAGUAUAAGGCAACUUCCUAUUCCAAAGUUGCAGAAUCAAGGAUUAAUUUUUAUAUGGACAAUUAAUGCAAAAUAUAGAAUGUCGCUCCAGCUGUUAGAUUGCUGGGGAUAUAUCUAAUUACUCUGAUUAUAAAAAUGUAAAAAUUUCUAUAUCAAUAUAGAAGCUCAAAAUGGGUAAAAAGUAUAUAAAUACGUUGAUGAAGUCGUAUGGGUAAAGAAAACCUGCAAUAACAAAAUUGCGAAAAGUCAUGGAUACUGGCUACAGCAUGCAAAAGAAACAUGCUUGGUUGGGGUAAAGGGAGACCUAGAUAUGAGUGACAAAGAAAUUCCUGACAUCAUUUUCAGCUUAAGAAGAGGGCAGAGCCAGAAGCCUGAAGAAGUUUAUCAGAUGAUUGAAGAGCUAGUACCUAAUGGCUCUUAUUUAGAGAUCUUUGGACGCAGAAAUAACCUUAGAGCAGGAUGGAUUACUAUUGGGAACGAAAUUUAA
This is a messenger RNA of Blepharisma stoltei, 885 nucleotides long. The record is from the annotation of a GenBank genome assembly. Lineage: Eukaryota; Ciliophora; Heterotrichea; Heterotrichida; Blepharismidae.